This is a messenger RNA of Esox lucius (northern pike), 2982 nucleotides long. It is a transcript of the gene pou3f3b, whose product is annotated as POU class 3 homeobox 3b. Lineage: Eukaryota; Metazoa; Chordata; Actinopteri; Esociformes; Esocidae. Bases 908 to 2287 code for a protein of 459 amino acids. Gene Ontology annotation, molecular function: DNA-binding transcription factor activity, RNA polymerase II-specific; RNA polymerase II cis-regulatory region sequence-specific DNA binding. Gene Ontology annotation, cellular component: nucleus. Gene Ontology annotation, biological process: regulation of transcription by RNA polymerase II; brain development. The record is from RefSeq and is a predicted model, not a curated record. The transcript has 3 exons.
GUUUACGCGCCUCGAGCUAGGCUGGCGAGACCUGUCAAUCACUCCCCGGGUAUCCAAUCAAUGGAAGUCUUGCACUCGACUUCCUAGUAUUUGGGGGGCUGGGGGAGACGUGAACGAUGUGCGCAGGCUUGGCACAGGGUAAACAUUCGUGUGUCCUCGAGCUUUGAGGGAGGGACUGAGCGAACUGUCAGAAAGAGAAAGAGAGGGAGAGAGAGUGAGAGAGAGUGAACAAGCGAAUGAGAGAAGAGACUUGCAACCAUCGCCGUGCACUGUAAUACUGGAUUGUACUUCAGCGGGAGUUAGCGGUUUGGCAGGUUUAUACACAUAAAAACAGAACAAAGAGAUAGUCUCUACAGUUCUAUAAAAGGAACAGCGAAAGAAAAGAAUAAAGCAACAAGGGGGAAAUCUCAGCGGCUAAAUUUCAAAAGAACCAAGGAGCCAGUGCUAGUGUUUUUCUCUCUUGCAAUAGGAACAUACACUUGGACUUCGUAUUUGGUGGAGAAAUUGCGAAAUUUCUUUGACCACUAGAAGUUUGUUGGGGCAAAGUUUUUUUCUUUGUAUUUUAAUUUUAAUUCUGAGACAUUCUGAAGACGAUUAAACGUUCUCGACGGACUGCACAUGGUUUCAAAGGGCUUUUGAAAACCUGGAUUUUUAUGCAUCGAUAUUUUAUCUAUUUCUAUUUGUCCUACAUGAAUGCUGUAAGCACAACAAAUACGGAUUUUAUUCCUUUUUGCUAUCCUUUUCAUUCCAUUAUCGUUUAGCAACAGAACAAGUCGAUGUUAUUAGCCAAAAUACAACCCAGACUUUUAAAGUUUGAAUAAUUCAUGAGAUACAAUUUGCCUGCUCGAAAAAAGUAACUGAAAAAGGGAGGGAGUAAUCAACAAACAUAUUCCUAAGGGUUAACGGAAUGGCCACCGCGGCUUCCAAUCCCUAUUUGUCCAGCAAUAGUAUCCUCUCGUCGGGCUCAAUCGUGCAUUCUGACUCUGGAGGUGGUGGUAUGCAGCCGGGCAGUGCUGCGGUUACUUCGGUGUCUGGUGGGUACAGGGGAGAUCCCACAGUAAAGAUGGUACAGAGUGACUUCAUGCAGGGGGCUAUGGCAGCAAGCAACGGAGGACAUAUGUUGAGCCAUGCCCAUCAGUGGGUGACAUCCCUGCCGCAUGCCGCGGCUGCGGCCGCUGCAGCCGCUGUAGCAGCAGCCGAAGCCGGGUCGCCUUGGUCGUCGAGUCCCGUUGGUAUGACAGGCAGCCCACAGCAGCAGGACGUGAAGAACAACUCUGGAAGAGACGAUCUACACACGGGAACCGCGUUGCACCACAGGCCCUCACACUUAGGUCCCCAUCAGACUCAUGCGGGGGCUUGGGGGAGCACAACCGCGGCUCACAUCAACUCGAUAUCCGGGGGACAGCAGCAGCAACAGUCGCUGAUCUACUCCAACCCUGGGGGCUUCACAGUCAACGGAAUGGUGCAUCCGGGUCUGGUAAGAGGGGACACCCCAGAACUGGACCACGGCAGCCAUCACCACCACCACCACCACCAGCAUCCACAUCAUCAGCAGCAGCAUCACGGAGGCGUGAACAGCCACGACCCGCACUCGGAUGAGGACACGCCGACCUCGGACGACUUGGAGCAGUUCGCCAAGCAGUUCAAACAGCGCCGGAUCAAACUGGGCUUUACGCAAGCGGACGUGGGCUUGGCCCUAGGCACCCUCUACGGGAACGUCUUUUCUCAGACCACCAUUUGUAGGUUCGAGGCCCUCCAGCUCAGCUUCAAAAAUAUGUGCAAGCUGAAGCCAUUGCUAAACAAAUGGCUGGAGGAGGCGGAUUCGACCACUGGAAGCCCGACCAGCAUUGACAAGAUCGCCGCACAAGGUAGGAAGCGAAAGAAGCGCACCUCCAUCGAAGUGAGUGUAAAGGGAGCUUUGGAGAGCCACUUUCUAAAAUGUCCCAAACCCUCGGCCCAAGAGAUAACAUCUCUAGCGGACAACUUACAGCUGGAGAAAGAAGUGGUUAGAGUGUGGUUUUGCAAUAGGAGACAGAAGGAAAAAAGGAUGACGCCCCCAGGAGUGCCACAGACGCCGGAGGAUGUGUACUCGCAGGUCGGCAAUGGACAUUUUUUAGUAGAUUACUUAAAAGAUGCAAGUUUAACUGGGCCGAGUGAACCGAGCGACCAGAGGGUGACUACCAGUUCGUUCCAUCAGGAACAAAAACUGCAACAGCAUCAAUACGAAGAACAGUGGCAUCCACGAAGCUUCCAACGUAUUUUUUGCGGGGAGGACUGCACGGUUUAAUGUUUCACAAAGAGGAAUUGGGAUUUUGAGGCCCUCCACGCCUAAUGGUAAAAUAUAAACCCACCAGGACUGUCCCCGCCAUCUGAUCUAAAAGAUCGCCUCUUUUUUGAAAUGGGUUUUUUAUUACGGGACUUGAACACCGCGAAUGGAUUUUUUUGAAGAAAUAGAAAGAGACAUUUGAAAAGACUAUCUUCAGCUGCACUUAUUUGAAAUUCUUCUCUCCUCCGUUGCCAAGUGUGACUGAAUGGGUGCUGUGGCUGUAACUAUAAUGCUGCCAUUUCUAAGCAGUAUUCUUUGGUAGGUUUUAAUAAACAACAGACUCUGUAAAGCCGGCAAUAUAGAUUCAUUAGAUCAAAUGCUGAUCUGAGUUAUUUACUUUAUAUUUUUCAUCAAAAUGACUUGUUUUAUUAUUUUAUUCGGAAUACAUAUAAAUUAUUCCAAACGGUAAUUUAUUUUUCCCCCAGAACUUUGUGUAAGAUGUUUUGCUUUCCUGUUUUCGUUGUUGACUUUAUUUGUUUUGUUUUAUUUUAUUUUGUAUUAUCGUUUCUAAAAGGAGCACAAAUCAACAUAAGCUGACAUUGACAGUUGUUAGGUAAUAAGGGUAUGUUUUGAUGUGAUAAUUUGAUUGUAAUUUAAUUUCAGUAGUGAUUCCGUACGAGCUAAUUGAGACCAAUAAAUUUGUUAGAAUGAAAUUA